ACUACGAUCUAAUCUUUGUAGAUAAGUCAGUUUGCAGAUGAAUGACGAUCAAACUUAUUAAGUAUCCCAAAGAAUGUAUAUAUAUACAUAGCUAAGUAGUUCGUGAAUGGUUUAAACAAACGUAUUUUCAUUUUAUAAUAGUAUUUAUAAUGGUUGUGGUGAUAUAGUGAUAUUUUACAAGUUGUAAAGUUUAAUUUUAUUCAUGCGAGCGUUCCAGCAUCGUCAAAGGAGCAACACUUGGGGUAGCGGAGGACCUUCUACCGCCCAAGUGCCAAGAGCUCCAAGAAGAUCGCUAUGUGUAAUUGAAACGAACGAGGAACCAACAAGCAACUUACGAAUAAAAGUAAUAAAGGGAAUAGGACUUGCAAAGAAAGACAUUUUCGGAGCCAGUGAUCCAUAUGUACGGAUUGACCUAAAUACUAUAAAUGGGGAUGAAACUAUUGACUCUGUAUUAACUAAAACAAAAAAGAAGACAUUGAAUCCUAAUUGGAACGAAGAAUUUGUAUUUAGGGUUAAGCCAGCAGAACAUAAACUUAUAUUCCAAGUAUUCGAUGAGAACAGAUUAACAAGAGAUGAUUUUUUGGGCAUGGUUGAGUUGACGUUAAUCAGCUUACCUAAAGAACAAGAGGGACGAGCUAUUUUACCAACAAAAUAUGUUUUAAAACCAAGAAGUACCUGUGGUGCUGUAUGUAGUGAUUACAGUUCACGGUCGAGAGUGCGCGGGUAUUUGGAGAUUUAUCAUGCAUUCCUGCGUAACAACACCAUCGAUGACGUGCCGGAAGAAGAAAGACCCGACAACGAUUGGCAGAUUGUAAAUAAUUCUGUGGGAGAUGAUGCACCAUCCAUAUUUAAUUCACCGUCGACGGAAUCAACAGCAGAGCUUCCGCAAGGAUGGGAGGAACGGCAAGAUGCGAACGGUAGGACGUACUAUGUUAAUCACAUAGCAAGAACCACUCAGUGGGAAAGACCGACCUUAACUUUAAAUGUGGAUAACCAACUUCAAGAACAAAGGGUAUUGGAAUUAGCUGUAGAAUUUGACCGUCGUUUCCAUAUUAGUGUUGACGAUGAGAACCAACAUGAACAUUCGAACGCAACUACACGGACGGAUGACACAACGGAUAGUUCGAAUACAUCUAGACGUGAUUCGACGACAUCUUCCAAUAGCAAUGUUAGUCAACAAAAUUUGCAGAGUGAAGGUCUGCCCGCAGGUUGGUCCAUGCAGGUGGCUCCAAACGGACGCAUCUUUUUCAUCGAUCACAAUGAGCGUACGACAUCGUGGGUUGAUCCAAGAACAGGGCGCGCUUCUCCUAUGCCCAAUCAAACAGUUCAAGUGACGAACAAGAAUGUAGAAGACGAUUUGGGUCCGUUACCGGAAGGCUGGGAAGAGAGACAACACAGUGAUGGACGAAUUUUUUUCAUUGAUCAUAAUACAAGAACAACUCAAUGGGAAGACCCAAGAAUGUCUUGUCCAUCAAUUGCAGGUCCAGCUAUUCCAUAUUCUAGAGAUUAUAAAAGAAAAUACGAGUAUAUGAAAGGACAAUUGAAAAAACCGAGUAAUGUACCUAAUAAAUUUGAAAUUAAAGUGAGAAGGACACAUAUCCUAGAAGAUUCAUACAGGGUUAUUAGUUCAGUUUCUAGACCAGAUAAUUUAAAGACCAAGUUGUGGGUGGAGUUUGAGGCAGAAGUUGGUUUAGAUUAUGGCGGACUAGCUCGAGAAUGGUUUUUUCUAUUAUCAAAAGAAAUGUUUAAUCCUUAUUAUGGAUUAUAUGAAUAUUCAGCAAUGGACAACUAUACAUUACAAAUAAACCCUGCUUCCGGUAUGUGUAACGAGGAGCAUUUGAAUUAUUUUAAAUUUAUAGGUCGCGUUGCUGGAUUAGCAGUUUAUCACGGAAAAUUACUAGACGCGUUUUUCAUUAGACCGUUUUAUAAAAUGAUGCUUGGUAAAAGCAUUGACUUGAAAGAUAUGGAAUCAGUAGACAGCGAGUAUUACAAGUCGUUAUUAUGGAUAAAAGAAAACGAUCCCUCUGGACUUGAUCUUACGUUUUCGGUUGAUGAAGACUCAUUUGGACAAACAUCCCUAGUUGAGUUAAAACCGGGUGGAGCUAACAUUCCUGUUGAUAAUUCUAAUAAAGACGAAUAUAUUAGUUGCGUGAUAAAGUGGCGCUUUGUAAGCCGUGUACAAAAACAAAUGGACGCAUUCCUGACAGGUUUCAGCGAUUUAGUCCAAUUAAAUCUGGUGAAAAUAUUUGAUGAAAACGAAUUGGAACUCUUAAUGUGCGGUAUUCAAAACAUUGAUGUAAAGGACUGGAAACAGAAUACAUUGUACAAAGGCGAUUAUCACGGAAAUCACAUUGUCGUUCAAUGGUUCUGGCGCGUUGUACUUUCUUUUUCGAAUGAAAUGCGAGCACGUUUACUUCAAUUCGUUACCGGCACGUCUCGCGUUCCCAUGAAUGGUUUUAAAGAGCUUUAUGGUAGUAACGGUCCGCAAUUAUUCACCAUCGAAAAAUGGGGUACAGUGGGCAAUUACCCUAGAGCUCAUACUUGUUUUAAUAGAUUGGAUUUACCACCAUACGAGAGUUACCAACAACUAAGAGAAAAAUUAAUCAAAGCAAUAGAAGGUUCGCAAGGUUUUGCUGGUGUCGAUUAGAAUAAUUAAAACAAUAUAAUAUAAUAUAUAUUUUUAUGAGAUUUAUAACAACAGGUAUUCUGUCCAUUAUAUGUUAAGAUUA
Messenger RNA from Onthophagus taurus, 2729 nucleotides. RefSeq names its product E3 ubiquitin-protein ligase Nedd4 (gene Nedd4). Gene Ontology annotation, cellular component: cytoplasm. The record is from RefSeq and is a predicted model, not a curated record. Gene Ontology annotation, biological process: protein ubiquitination; ubiquitin-dependent protein catabolic process; regulation of dendrite morphogenesis. Gene Ontology annotation, molecular function: ubiquitin protein ligase activity; sodium channel inhibitor activity; protein binding. NCBI's taxonomy places the organism in Eukaryota, Metazoa, Arthropoda, Insecta, Coleoptera, Scarabaeidae.